AACAACAGUCUCCCACAGACUGAAUCCCUUUCAGCUCCCCCGCCUCCCUCCGUACAGCUGCAAUCAUGAUAAAAGCCAUUUUAAUAUUCAACAACCAUGGGAAACCAAGGCUUUCUAAAUUCUACGAGCAUUAUAGUGAAGACACAGAGCAACAGAUCAUCAGGGAAACCUUCCACUUGGUCUCAAAAAGAGACGAGAACGUCUGUAAUUUCCUAGAAGGUGGAAUGUUGAUCGGAGGAUCAGACUACAAGCUGAUCUACAGACAUUAUGCCACACUCUACUUUGUGUUUUGUGUGGACUCCUCAGAGAGUGAACUUGGUAUUUUAGACUUAAUCCAGGUCUUUGUGGAAACGCUGGACAAAUGUUUUGAGAACGUCUGUGAGCUUGACUUAAUUUUCCAUGUAGACAAGGUUCACAAUAUUCUGGCAGAGAUGGUGAUGGGCGGGAUGGUCCUGGAGACCAACAUGAAUGAAAUCAUCACACAGGUGGAUGCCCAGAACAAGAUGGAGAAGUCUGAGGCCGGUAUUGCAGGAGCACCUGCUCGUGCUGUAUCAGCUGUAAAGAACAUGAACCUCCCGGAAAUGCCCAGAAACAUCAACAUUGGUGACAUCAGCAUUAAAGUGCCAAAUUUACCCUCCUUCAAAUAGUGGCAGCGAGAUCCUGAACCUGCAGAUGUCCGCCAAUGUUUACUGUGAUGCAAUCUGUUUACCAAAACCUCAAAUUAAUUAACUUUUAAAAACUUAAUAUCUUGAAGGUACUGUGUGAUUUGACACUCCUUGUUCUAGUGUUAUCUCUUUGUUUUUCCGAUUAAGAAAAGAGUGCGAUUUAUUUUGGUUUUUUUUUUGUUUUGUUUUUUUUCAAGGAAAACAUAAAAAGUAUUUAUUUAUCAGUGAUACAUUCCUUCUGCCUCGCUGGGGGUUGGCCCUUUAGCUGCUACGGUACAGAUCUGUGUCAGUUUGUAACUGAAAUUAUUUCACUGACUCAGAGGUUUAAUUUAAGGAGAAAGUGUGGCAGGUAGUGAAGUUUGGGGAUAUUGUUAUUGGUUUGGUUAUUCCAGACUAGAAAAAUCAAUUAGUGGAGGAGCAUGGAAGAGCAUGAAAACAUUGAAAAUAUUCAGCUACCAAAUUGGAGCAGGUCUGCUACAGUAUUGAAAGUUAUACAUUACAACUCAUUUGUAAAAUCAGUGCAAAAGGUAAAGAGUAUUAUUAUACUGCAGAUAUGCUGUGUGAAGUAGAAAUAUGAAUAUAUAUGCUGAAAUGUUUUUUUUCUUAUUUGUAUGCAAGAUAUUUUUAAAUGAUUUGUGUCUUAUCAAAUAUUUCUCUUAAUUUGAAUCUGUGCAUGACUUUUUUCUCUUCUUUUUCAACAUAAUAAACUGUCGAAACUC
This is a messenger RNA of Scatophagus argus, 1384 nucleotides long. Its product is annotated as AP-3 complex subunit sigma-1. The transcript has 6 exons. The coding region runs from base 66 to 647 and encodes 193 amino acids. NCBI's taxonomy places the organism in Eukaryota, Metazoa, Chordata, Actinopteri, Scatophagidae. The record is from RefSeq and is a predicted model, not a curated record. Gene Ontology annotation, cellular component: intracellular membrane-bounded organelle; membrane coat; AP-3 adaptor complex. Gene Ontology annotation, biological process: intracellular protein transport; Golgi to vacuole transport.